Messenger RNA from Arachis duranensis, 987 nucleotides. RefSeq names its product B3 domain-containing protein At5g42700. The coding region runs from base 76 to 795 and encodes 239 amino acids. The record is from RefSeq and is a predicted model, not a curated record. The transcript has 5 exons. Lineage: Eukaryota; Viridiplantae; Streptophyta; Magnoliopsida; Fabales; Fabaceae. Gene Ontology annotation, molecular function: DNA binding.
UCGUCUCCACACUGCCCUAGACUCUGGUCCUCAUUUUGAAUCUCGCCGUUGUAAGAAACGUGAAAGAAGAAGAAGAUGACGGCAAAGGCCAGUGAAUACGAGGAGAUUCGCCGGAAGAGGUUGGAGGAGAACAAGAAGAGGAUGGAGGCCCUCAAUCUCCCCAACCUCUCUCAGGCCCUCCACUCCUCUCCCCUUUCCAAAUCCAAAUCACACUCUCCCUCUCCGCUGAAGCGCGUCAAGUCACGCACCAUUGAGAAGCAGGUGGUUGUGGUGAGGAGGUCCAGCCGCGUCGCCAACAUGCCAGCUCCUGUUUACAAAGAAGUGGUUAUUGAUCGUGUAGUCACACCUAGAAGCCGCAGAUAUGGCGGCUCCUACGAUCGCUACAGGGAUUAUUCAAAGCGGGUGUAUGCUUCCGAUGAAGCUAGACAGGAAGCCCUAGACAAGGCCGAUAAGAUACAAUCCGAUUUGCAGUCUAAGUCUCAUCAUCCAUCCUUCGUUAAAACCAUGCUCCAGUCUCACGUCACCGGCGGAUUCUGGCUGGGUCUUUCAGUCCAGUUCUGUAAGACGCAUCUUCCAAAUCGUGACGAAAGAAUUACUUUGAUUGAUGAGGAUGGGGAUGAGUAUGAAACACUAUAUUUGGCUCGAAAAACAGGACUUAGUGCAGGAUGGAGAGGCUUUUCAAUUGCUCAUAACCUAGUUGAUGGGGAUGCUUUGGUUUUUGAACUAAUUAGCCGCACUACAUUCAAGGUUUACAUUAUUAGAGUGAAUAGUCCUGCAGAGGGUGAAGAGCAAUGAAUUUCAAUAGAAAUUUGGAGUCAGUAAAACUAAUGUGUAGGUAUUAUUUUGUUGGUAACUAAUUAAAGUUUGUAGUUAGCUCCACUCCUGGAGUCUUCCAAAUACUGCUAUAAAAUUGUAAUGAUAUUUAAGUUAUUAGUCCUGAGACCCUUCAAAUUUUAGUGCUAUGGAAUUUUGAUGAUCUUUGCUGGA